AUGCGAAAGGAUCACGGCUUGUCAAGAGAAGCAACUUCAAGGACGUCCCGGUCUCAAGCUGGAGGGCUGUGGGGACUCUCGACGUUGGACAUCAAGCAAGAUGGGACUUUCAACGAUAUCUACUCCUGUUCACCCGUCGACAGGGCGACGGAGAUCACGCUUGAUAAAAUCCAGUGCCUCCCACCGCUUCACGAGACUCUCCCUGUUAUUGAGGCCUAUUUUGCCAAUGUCAACAGUGCAAUGCCACUCUUCCACGAGGGCAAGUUCAUGACCAUGGUUUGGCAAUGGUAUUCAGAGUCAAAGGUGAGGCAGAACAGCUCUAACUGGGCAGCGAUCAAUGUUGUCUUCGCUCUGUCGCUUUGGCAUGACCUGUCUCGGAGAACACCGGAUGAUGACCGUUUGAUGUGCCAGUGUAUUCGCAACGCACAAACGGCGCUACAUGCGUCCACACUCACAGAACAUUCGCUGUUGGACCUUCAGAUUGUCGUGGGCCUCGCAAUGCUGUUUCAAGCAGGGCCCAAUCCUCGUCCUACCAGCAUUUUGGUAGCAAUGGCCGUCAGGAUGGCUCACCGGCUGAGAUUGCACACCAAAAACCAAAUAACACAGUUUGAUGCCAGCACAGCCUGGGAACGGGAUCGAGUCUUUUGGAUCGUCUAUGUGCUCGACAGGGACAUCAGUCUUCGCCUUCGAGACCCCUAUCAUCAGCAAGAUCAUGACAUGGAUGUCGACCUUCCAGACUUCAAGAGCAUCGACGAGAGUGGCGGCAUAGUCUUUGGGAACGAUGGCACCACCUGGAUCAACUUUCUCCUUUGUCGGAUCGAUCUCGCGCGAAUCCAGGCCAAGGCCUACGACAUGAUGUUUUCAGUCCAAGGCGAGAAGUUGGAGGGAGCUCAGAGAGAAGCAGCAGGUGCGGAGAUAGCCUUGAUGCUACGCGAGUGGAAGGAAUCAAUUCCCCAGCAAUUCCAACCUGGUGUGCUCUCAGCCCAUUCGUUCGCCCCAUCCGUACGGUUUUUGGCAUUGCUGCAUUUCAGCUACUACCACUGUCUUUACCUCGUUCGUGGCAUCUUCUCGCACGAUUCGGGAUGGAUCAGGCGAUUGACGCGGUAUAGCGAUCGCUACGCCGUUGAGCAUUGCGGAUCUAAUCCAGAUAAUGACUACUUGUCUCCUCUACCAUCGAACUGGUUCGAGGGCGUGCACGCCUCGAGGGAGUGUAUGAGGCUGUUCCAUGUGGUAGAUUCUAAGGAUCUCGCCCUUGUCGGGUACGCUUUCCUGAAGACUCACCUCAGCUUGUGA
Exophiala aquamarina CBS 119918 is the source of this 1293-nucleotide messenger RNA. RefSeq lists its product as uncharacterized. Gene Ontology annotation, molecular function: DNA binding; zinc ion binding. Gene Ontology annotation, biological process: DNA-templated transcription. Lineage: Eukaryota; Fungi; Ascomycota; Eurotiomycetes; Chaetothyriales; Herpotrichiellaceae. The record is from RefSeq and is a predicted model, not a curated record. The transcript has a single exon. Bases 1 to 1293 code for a protein of 430 amino acids.